Messenger RNA from Anarrhichthys ocellatus (wolf-eel), 1755 nucleotides. It is a transcript of the gene mlst8, whose product is annotated as MTOR associated protein, LST8 homolog (S. cerevisiae). The transcript is spliced from 9 exons. Gene Ontology annotation, molecular function: protein binding. The coding region runs from base 124 to 1104 and encodes 326 amino acids. The record is from RefSeq and is a predicted model, not a curated record. Gene Ontology annotation, cellular component: TORC2 complex; TORC1 complex. Lineage: Eukaryota; Metazoa; Chordata; Actinopteri; Perciformes; Anarhichadidae. Gene Ontology annotation, biological process: TOR signaling; regulation of actin cytoskeleton organization.
AUUUGACACAUCGUUGUAUGUUGCUACGGGACACUUUACUGGGACGUACUGAUUUGUCGUCAACAACUCAAGUGACCGCGUUACAUGCCUCGCUCUGAGCGGUGACAGCCAGCAGUCGUUAGCAUGAACGUGAACCAGGGGACGGUGGGCAGCGACCCGGUCAUUCUGGCCACGGCCGGAUACGACCACACUGUCCGGUUCUGGCAGGCCCACAGCGGGAUCUGCACCAGGACCGUCCAGCACCAGGACUCCCAAGUGAACUCACUUGAGGUCACACCCGACAGGAGUAUGAUUGCAGCUGCAGGUUAUCAGCACAUCCGCAUGUACGACCUGAACUCCAACAAUCCCAACCCGGUGAUCAACUACGACGGCGUUAGCAAGAACAUCACGUCUGUGGGCUUCCAUGAAGAUGGACGCUGGAUGUACACAGGAGGAGAGGACUGCAUGGCUCGCAUAUGGGACCUCAGGUCAAGAAAUCUGCAGUGUCAGAGGAUAUUCCAGGUCAAUGCUCCGAUCAACUGUGUAUGCCUGCAUCCCAACCAGGCAGAGCUGAUUGUUGGAGACCAGAGUGGAGUGAUUCACAUCUGGGAUUUGAAGACUGACCACAACGAACAGCUGAUUCCUGAGCCAGAGGUCUCGAUCAACUCGGUUCACAUUGAUGCAGAUGCCAGUUACAUGGCAGCGGUCAACAGCUCGGGAAACUGUUAUGUGUGGAACCUUGCUGGAGGCAUCGGAGAUGAGGUGACUCAGCUCAUCCCAAAGACUAAGAUCCCCGCACACAAGCGCUACUCCCUCCGCUGCAAGUUCAGCCCCGAUUCCACCCUGUUGGCCACCUGCUCUGCAGACCAGACCUGUAAGAUCUGGAGGACGUCUAAUUUCUCGCUGAUGACGGAGCUGAGCAUCAAGAGUAACAAUCCCGGAGAGACAUCCAGAGGCUGGAUGUGGGACUGUGCUUUCUCUGGAGACUCCCAGUAUAUCGUCACUGCCUCCUCGGAUAACCUGGCUCGUCUGUGGUGCGUGGAGACGGGGGAGAUCAAGAGGGAAUACAGCGGCCAUCAGAAGGCCGUGGUGUGUCUGGCCUUCAACGACAGUGUGCUGGGCUGAGAAGGAGGAAGGAGAUGAACAGAUGUGCAGACAGUCUGUGCAGAAGUAGAACAAGGACAUAAAAACAUUGUGCCUCAAUUGGGAAUUAUAACAACUGCUCCCAGAAAUGAUCACCUUGAGAAAGUUGAGGCUUGUGUUUGGACAUUACGAUGACUCUCAGCUGUGCGUUCCAGGAUAUCUACAGCGCUCUUCCUUGCCAAAUGCAUGUAAGUAUUCAGCAUAGCAGCAAGGCAAAAAUGUACAUACAUAAAGUCGAAAAUCCACCUUAAAGGGCCAGGCACACCAUUUUGAACCAAAUGCAAUCGGUUGUACGGGAAAACUUCUGAACCAACCGUGUAGAAAUGGGUAAGUCUGAUUGAAACAUGUUACCUUAAAUACUGAACUUUAUGUUUUUAACUUCAUCCCUCUGUGCACAGAAGGAAAUCCUUUUCAACUCUUUGUUUUUAUCGUGCACCGUAUUUAUUGUGUCAAAGGGACAGCGAGUUUCACGUCAACUUGGAGUUAUUUCUCACAUGUGAUGUGUAUAAUUCAUUUGAUAGUCUUGAUUCAAAGUUAAGUUGUGCUACUCUUAAUGAUCACGUGGAUUAGGAAGUGUCGAGAGAAACGAUGUACAGGAAAUGAUUCUGCAGUAAAAAGACGUCGUUUAAAGAA